Vespa velutina is the source of this 1037-nucleotide messenger RNA. Its product is annotated as ADP-ribosylation factor-like protein 3. The coding region runs from base 131 to 673 and encodes 180 amino acids. Gene Ontology annotation, biological process: cilium assembly. Gene Ontology annotation, cellular component: cytoplasm; microtubule cytoskeleton. The transcript is spliced from 5 exons. Gene Ontology annotation, molecular function: GTPase activity; GTP binding. NCBI's taxonomy places the organism in Eukaryota, Metazoa, Arthropoda, Insecta, Hymenoptera, Vespidae. The record is from RefSeq and is a predicted model, not a curated record.
CCUUAGAUACGACUAGAAAACACAACAAACAUCGAACAGCUUUUACAUAACAGAGUCGCAUAGUACGUCGCAUAACAAACUACUCCCAUUUAAAUAUUUUGUUCCUGUAUCAGUGACCGCUUAAAAAAUAAUGGGUCUUUUAUCUAUUCUGAGAAAACUACGUUCGAAUCCUGAGAAAGAAUUACGCCUUUUACUUCUUGGUUUGGAUAAUGCUGGCAAAACAACGAUUUUAAAAUCAUUAGCUAGCGAAGAUAUUACACAGGUUACGCCUACGCAAGGUUUCAAUAUAAAAAGUGUACAAAGCGAAGGAUUUAAAUUAAAUGUUUGGGAUAUAGGAGGUGCAAGAAAGAUUCGACCCUAUUGGCGAAAUUAUUUCGAAAAUACUGACGUUCUCAUCUACGUUGUAGAUAGUGCCGAUAUCACAAGAUUAGAAGAAACAGGGCAGGAGCUUUCUGAACUUUUGUUGGAGGAAAAACUCAGCGGUGUUCCAUUGUUGGUGUACGCGAAUAAACAGGAUUUGGGUCAAGCCGUGACAGCAGCGGAAAUUGCAGAGGGUCUUGGACUUUACAACAUCAAAGAUCGCGAUUGGCAGAUACAAUCGUGUGUCGCAAUCGAGGGAAAAGGUGUUAAGGAAGGCCUGGAGUGGGCGUGUAAAAAUAUGAAAAAAAAAUAAUGAAAGAACGAUUCUUCUCCGAUCUGUACAGCUUGUACAUUCCAGUCAUGUUUUAUUCAUUGCUUUUAUCUAAUAUUUACAAGAAAACAUUCACAAAAUGCUAUUAUUCGUAAAUCCACUUCGAUCACUUCAACAUUCUUGUCUGAUCGGCGAUCAAAUUUUUUGCUUCUAUGUCAACAAAAGAUUAUGACAAACGCGCAUUCAAUUACUUACGAAGAAUACGAACUAGCAAUAAGUUUGAUAAUCAAAUUAAGAAGAACAAACUAUAUAUAUAUAUAUAUAUAUAGGUAUGUAUAUCUAUAUAUUUUCUAAUUGAAUUAAGUUAAUAAUUUUCACAUCAUUGUGAAAAAAAUGAAAGAACGAU